UCAUUAUAGUUUAGUGUGGUUUUACCGAUAGCAAUAGCUCGUUGGAUACAUGCUGCUUAUUUUUGAUCGGCAUAGGAGACGAAGCAGACAUCUGUUGACAUUUAAAAAAAAAUGAGUGGCCUAACCGUUGUAACAGCUCCUGCACUCACAAGAGUGUAUACUGAUGUUGAUACUGGUGCAGAUAUGGAUCUCUCCGUUUUUCAGGCAGCUUUGUUUCAAAUUCCUUACGGUUUUUUUAUAAUUGGUCAAGCAGCUGUUGGUCAUACUAGUGCCAAAAAUCCAGCAACAUCUUCUAUAAUAUUGGUAAAGCCAUCGAAACCUGAAAUGGUGGCCGAACCCGUACAUUUUGAGGAAGUAUGGAACGAUAAAGGUACGGGCGGUAGUGAACAUUGCUCGUUUUGGAGAGUUGUUCCUCCAAAAGAUUAUGUUGCACUUGGUGAUCUGGUUACCAAAGGCUACGACCCACCAACGAGUGCACUAAGAUCAAAGUAUGCCUGCAUUAAAAAAGAAUUUGUUGUUCAGGGCGUAAUGGAUCCUUCUCCCAUAUGGAAAGACAAAGGUUCAGGAGCAGACGGUGAUGGCUCAUUAUGGCAAGUUCAUGGUGAAGGUCUUGGAGGCUUUUUCAAAGUUCAAAGUGGUUAUUCAAUGCCAUCUUUUGUUGUUUACGUUCUCCCUGCUACAGUUGAAGAAAAAAGAAAAAGCUAAGCAAAUUAUUCUUGGAACGUUUUACUUUAUUAACUUCUUACAGUAGAACAUUUUACUAGUAAUUUUGUUUGACUGUUAUGCAUGUGAAAUUUCAUUUAAAACCUUUUGUGCAAUGUUUUCUGGAAGCCGUUAUAUAUUUCAGGCAUGAUUAUCUUUCUUUUUUAAUUAAUAAAGUUUGCCAGUUAAUCAUCUAAAAUAAUGAAAUAUUGUGUAGUCAAAACUUCACGAAUCUCUUUGUAAUCACUUUUUGGUGUGCAGUAUAAACUGAGCUCAUACAGCUACUCAAUAAAUGCAGCAUAUUACAGUUUUUUAGCAUUAAAACAUGCACCCAGCUAUUACACAUGUAGGGCACGUAGCAUAUUUUUGAUCUCAACAAGAACAGUCUAUUUCUCUUAAACUGCGUCUCUCUCCCAUUAUUUUUCCUGAAACAUUAAUAUUUUUAUACGUAUCGUAACAAGUUUUCAAUUUUUUCCGUUUUAAGAAUACAUAGGUAAUUGAUAAUUCUGUCGUUUUGGUCGUAAAUAAAGUUUAUUUUAUGUAA
Messenger RNA from Xenia sp. Carnegie-2017, 1246 nucleotides. RefSeq lists its product as uncharacterized. The record is from RefSeq and is a predicted model, not a curated record. The coding region runs from base 112 to 705 and encodes 197 amino acids. The transcript has 2 exons. Lineage: Eukaryota; Metazoa; Cnidaria; Anthozoa; Malacalcyonacea; Xeniidae.